GAAAAAAAUAUUUUCCUGAAGAGGCCUGCCUAUAAAUACGAAGCACUCCUCAGUGCAACGGCCUCACUCCCAUUCUACUCAUCAUUCUCUUCUUUCAAAUACAAAUGUUGUAGUUGUUAGUUUUUUUUUUGCAAUUAGCUGUGUCAAAAAUAUCGGAGUACGUGAGGUUGAAGUUAUGGAAAAUAUUGCAAAUUUGCGAGUAUAUUAUAACGGUAAAGUUAUACCAAACACACAUGAAGGAGUGACUUUUGUUUGUGAAUGUCCGUUGUCAUUUGCUAUUCCAUGUACCAUGAGCUUUGUCGAGUUGCAAAAUGGGAUUUGUAAUAACAUUCAAAGCCACAUUUUAAAAAGGGUGAGCAACCUUUUAUACAGAAGUCCUGACGAUGCCAGUAUGCAGCAGAUGUUCUGUAUUUAUCAACAAACCCGAUUUCAUGUGCCGAUGAUAGAGUUGUACGUUGAGUUUGAGCAGCAGUCAGGGUCGGGUGCGGUCGGCGAGGAGGUCAAUAUUGAUGAGCUCGGUGAUAUAGAUUGGGAAGAAGAAAAUAAUGACAGUGAAGAGGAGUUCGAAGCUAACUAUGAAGUCGAUGACGAAAACGAUGACGGAGACUUGGCAGGCAAUCCGGAGGUGCAAAAUGAAGCAAAUGCGAUUAUAAGCCAGCACCCGUUUGGUGUUUCGUCUUUUAUACGGACUCUAGAUCUGGAAGCCAUGCAUGACCCAGAAUUUCCUGAUUAUGCGAAUACGGGUGAAGGCAACGCUGCGGUGGAAGAUGGCGAGUUUAGUGUUGGAAUGGAAUUUGGAUCGAGAGAGUCGGUGAUAUCUGCAAUCAAAAGCUACACUAUCUCUAGAGGGGCUGAUUACACUGUGUAUGAGUCUGAGCCGCAGACAUUCUAUGCGAAAUGCAAGGGGUAUGGUGCAGGAUGUGAUUGGCUAAUCCGGGCUAGCUUGAUUCGAAAGAAAGCUUGUUGAGAGAUCAGGAGAUACAAUGGCAAGCAUACGUGCACCAUGGGAACGAUAUCACAAGAUCAUGCCAAGUUGGACUCUGACACAAUUGCAGAUGUCAUUAGGCCGUUGGUCGAAUCAGACCCCUCGAUAAAGGUGAAGUCUGUAAUUGCAGAAGUUCAAUCCAGGUUCAACUACACUGUCAAUUAUCGCAAGGCUUGGUUGGCAAAGCAGAAAGCUGUUGCCAAGGUUUUCGGUGAUUGGGAAGUUUCUUACCAGACUCUACCAGUAUGGUUGAAAGCAAUGACGGUUAAAAUGCCAAGGUCUCGUGUUCAAAUCAAAACGCUCCCUGUUUACCGUGAGACUGAGGAGGUUCAAGGUGUAAGAGUUCUGCAUCGCGUUUUUUGGAGCUUCUAUCCGUGUAUUGUAGCAUUUAGACA
Arachis duranensis is the source of this 1380-nucleotide messenger RNA. RefSeq lists its product as uncharacterized. Bases 176 to 967 code for a protein of 263 amino acids. The transcript has 2 exons. The record is from RefSeq and is a predicted model, not a curated record. NCBI's taxonomy places the organism in Eukaryota, Viridiplantae, Streptophyta, Magnoliopsida, Fabales, Fabaceae.